Messenger RNA from Glarea lozoyensis ATCC 20868, 858 nucleotides. RefSeq lists its product as uncharacterized. NCBI's taxonomy places the organism in Eukaryota, Fungi, Ascomycota, Leotiomycetes, Helotiales, Helotiaceae. The transcript has a single exon. The record is from RefSeq and is a predicted model, not a curated record. Bases 1 to 858 code for a protein of 285 amino acids.
AUGUCGUCCACAACAUUCCCACUCUCUUUCAUGAAGAAACUUGGUCCGCUCGUCUCCAUCUACCAACCACCAGAUGCUUCACAGUCAAGCAAAACCACCACCAAGGCAAAGCCUCCACGCUUCAUCAUCAUCGCCGGCUGGACCGACGCCAAACCCACCCACCUCGCAAAGUACAUCCUCAAAUACCAAACCCUAUAUCCCGCCGCACAAAUCCUCCUCCUCAGAAGUACCAUGAGUUGUAUCCUACGCCCCUCCCAAAUAGGCCCCGCCAUGAAACCCGCGGCCAUAGCUCUUCGCGCCGCGUUCCAGACAUCGACAGCUGCAGUUUCUUCACCACCCCUGGUCAUCCACAUCUUCUCCAACGGCGGCUCUAGCAGUAUCGCGAAGUUGUAUGAUCAAUACGCCGCCCUUGCCGGACUGAGUGAAGACACCCGUCUGCCACCACACGUCACGAUCUUCGAUUCCGCGCCAGGCCUCUUCCAUAUCUCCAACUCUAUAGCAUUCAUCAGCGUGUCCUUCUCCCCCUUCCAAACCCUCCUUGCUACCCCUUUGCUCUAUCUCUGGGCUAUUCUGUGGAGUGGCGCCAUGGCACUGGGUCUCUUACCGGAUCUAUUGGGUGAUACGUAUAAGUCGCAUAAUCAUCAUGAGGGGAAUGGCAGGGAGGUGAGGAGAGUGUAUGUUUAUAGUGAGGAGGACAAGUUGAGUGAUUUCAGGGAUGUGGAAAAGCAUCACGCGGAGGCGGGGAGGAGGGGGUUUGAGACGAGGUUAGAGAUGUGGAGGGGAAGUAGACAUGUGGAGCAUGCGAGGGGGGAUGGGGAGAGGUAUUGGGGUGUUGUGAGGAGGUGUGUUGAGAGUUGA